AUGCCAUCUUCUCCCGUCACAAUCCUCCCCGACUCCAUCACCCUGCCAGCGCUGCAAGAGGCUGAACCUGCAAUGUACAUUCGUUUCUCCAUCAAAAACACGCGGUCCGAAGAAAAGGAGCUACAUUCCCCAAAGCUCCAAGAUGUGACCGAUGAUCUCUACAGUCGAGAAUUAUUCAAGCUUUUAAUGCAAGACUACCUGGAUUAUCUAUAUCCAUUGGUGCCAAUCAUUCAUCGCCCCUCUUUUCGUGAUGCCCUGCUAGCUGAUCAAGACUGCGAGGAUGAAGGCUUUUGCGCCGUCACGCUUGCCAUCGCCGCGCUGGUCGUGGCGACUUUGGCCAGCAGAUUCCCGGUUUAUAAAAGCCAUACACAACCACUGAAAUUUUCUUCUCGAAAGGAAUUUGUUCAUUCCUGCUACAAGAAAGUCUUGGCCUUACGGAGCUCCUCCUAUUUUGACCAACUCAAUUUUCAAAAGUUUUCCAUACCAUACCUCUUCUUUGCCGCUUUCUUACAGCUUGGCGACCACAAUUGGUCACGAAUGUUGAGCGUCGAGGCCAUGCAGAUCGCGCGGCUACUCAAUCUCCAUCGCAUCUCCGAUUAUGAAGGUCUAAACUGCAUUGAGACCCAGCUCCGCAAAAAGGGUUUCUGGCUAGUAUUCUACUGCUAUGUCCAUGCCAGCUUACAAAAUCUUCAAGGGGAGCGACUCACAUACUUGGACCCGGUCGUAUUACAAUCAGUGAAGGCGGAGGAUCUCAUCCCCCUGGAGGUUGACGAUGAGUUUAUCUUUGAGCACGAGGUCGUCUUUCCACCCAAUGCGGCCCCCUCUCUCGCCUCCGGAUUUAUUCUACAUUCUCGCAUCUUUUGGGCCUCGAUCCGAAGUCUUGAUUCAAAUACGACUGAGCAUGAACCUUGUCCGUGCCUGCGAGUGAAAGAUUUCGACGCUCAAAUAACAUAUUACCAAACCCGUCUCCAUGACUUGAAGCACCUUCUAGAAGAUGUUCCGUCCAUUUUCCAGUCCUGGGAGCACACAGAUGAGGCCUCGACUACCGGGGAACUAGACGACCCAGACGCAGUGCGAUACUCGCAGUUUUCGUCAAUGAGAGUGAAUAUACACGUUACUCAUCUGUGGCUACAGAGCCUCGUCAUGGAUCUAUUGGAAGCGGCACAAUCUCACUGCCAGGCUUCUUUCGACAUACGAUCUUUGUGGGCUGAUCGGGAAGCGUUGUCUCGUCGGCUUCUUCUUAUCAUCUUCAACUCCCCGCCCCCGGCUCUGGAAGCGAAUGGGCUGCACCUUGCGAAUAAAGUCCGAGAUAUUGCAGCAAGUCUGCUGUCUUGCCCAUUACAUCCAGAUGAUCCGAUAUCCAAGCAGGUUGCCGACUACGUCCGGCAAUCUACGGACAUAUUAUCUCGACUGGAUAGCAGUGAGGGAAUUAAUAUAAUGCAUCUGCCAACCUGGGUGGAUACAGAUCGCAUUCCUGCCAAUGCAGGUGGGAGAUAG
This is a messenger RNA of Penicillium manginii, 1497 nucleotides long. RefSeq names its product fungal specific transcription factor domain-containing protein. Gene Ontology annotation, biological process: DNA-templated transcription. The transcript has 3 exons. Bases 1 to 1497 code for a protein of 498 amino acids. Gene Ontology annotation, molecular function: DNA binding; zinc ion binding. The record is from RefSeq and is a predicted model, not a curated record. Lineage: Eukaryota; Fungi; Ascomycota; Eurotiomycetes; Eurotiales; Aspergillaceae.